Messenger RNA from Didymosphaeria variabile, 531 nucleotides. RefSeq lists its product as uncharacterized. The transcript is spliced from 2 exons. Lineage: Eukaryota; Fungi; Ascomycota; Dothideomycetes; Pleosporales; Didymosphaeriaceae. The record is from RefSeq and is a predicted model, not a curated record. The coding region runs from base 1 to 531 and encodes 176 amino acids.
AUGACUGACAACUACAUCGUCAAGACCGUAGCAGGCACCUGCGUCGGCUUUUCCUUUAUUCUCGUCGGGAAUGCAAUCACCCAGUCAUUCAUGACCGUGCCAGCCCUUCUGGUCGACUUUCCCAAGCCAGGCACACCAGACCAUACCGCGCGUGCACGUCUUCUUGGACGGCAGUGGCCCCUCUGCUGGUCGGUCGGCAACCAGUUCUUCCGCCCUAUCUCCACCCUCGGCUUCCUUGGGUACGCCUACGCAGGCUACGCAGUAUACAAGGAGUACAAGGAUCACGUUGUCGCGAAAGGCGACUGGAAGAUGUUCGCUGUGGCGGCCAUCCUGCAUCUCACGACUAUUGUACACUCAGCGGUCAACAUGCAGCCGUUGAAUGACAAGUUGGAGGCGCUUGCCGAUAGAACGAGCGAGAAGGAGUUGGGCGAGGCGGAGGGCAUUGCCAGGAAGUGGGGUAGUUGGAACAGGGUCAGGCUCGUUACGCCUCUGAUCGCAGGAAGUUUGGCGUUGUUCCAGCUUGCUCAGUAG